Eimeria tenella is the source of this 1425-nucleotide messenger RNA. RefSeq lists its product as uncharacterized. Gene Ontology annotation, biological process: mitochondrial proton-transporting ATP synthase complex assembly. The transcript has 2 exons. Gene Ontology annotation, cellular component: mitochondrion. The record is from RefSeq and is a predicted model, not a curated record. Lineage: Eukaryota; Apicomplexa; Conoidasida; Eucoccidiorida; Eimeriidae. The annotation marks the transcript as partial.
AUGACUAGCCUUUUUGCAGCAGCAGCAGCUGCUGCUGCUGCUGCUGCGACUAGUGCUGCUGCUGCUGCGACUAGUGCUGCUGCUGCUGCUGCUGCACGCUCAGGCGCAGCAGCAGGAGGAGCUCUUGCUGUGCGCGCCUACAGCUGUGUAGGCUGCGGCAUUAGAAGGUUUUCCGCUGCUGCUGCUGCUGCUGCAGUGGCAGCUCCGGCAGUAGCUGGUACAGCAACGGGAAGUGCUGCAGCAGCCACACCUGCUGCUGCUGCAGCACUAAUUGCGAAGAAGUGCCGCAUCAGCAUAAAUGCCUUAUCAGAGGCCGAUCUCAGCAGCAAAGCUGAGGCUGCCGCAGCAGCGCAAGCUGCGUUCCUCAGCAGCAGCAGCAGUAGCAGCAGCAGCAGCAGCAGAGUAUUCAGCGUGUCUAUUGGGGGCACCCCCGUAAAGACAUCGGAGGGGGUUGAACUGCUGCUGCCUUCCCGUGCAGCUGCUGUUGCUGUUGCUACAGAAGCGCUGCGGGUGCAGCGGUACGUGCAGCAGCAGCAGGAGCUGCUGCUGCAGCAGCAACAGCAGCAGAUGCAGCAGAAGCAGCAGCAACAAGGUCGGCAGCUGCCGCUGUACCUCCUGAGGCGUCCUUUGACAGGUCUGCUCGCCUUCGCCCAGGACGUGUCCUUUCAGCAGCAGCAGCAGCAGAAGCAGCAGCAGCAAGGGCAGCAGCAGCAAGGGCAGCAGCAGCAAACGCUGCAGCAGCAAAUCGUAGAAGAACUGCUUACGUUCAUAGAAACGGACACAGCGCUCUGCCGCGAGGCUUCUGCGCAGCCUGAGUCCCUGCUGCAGCAGGACACAGCAGCAGCAGCAGCUGCUGCUGCUGCUGAAGAGGGCAGCAGCAGCAGCACCUCGGCCUUGCUGCAGCAGCAGUGCCGCAGCUGGGAACUCCGUGCUGCAGUGCUGCUGCAGGAGCAGCUGCUGCUGCCGCCAAUUGUUGCUGCUUUCAGCAGCAGACACAAAGUGCUGCUGCGGAGCAGCGAGGGCAUACAGGCAGCAACGCAAACCCCCGAAACCUUGCAGCGUUUGCGGGCGUAUCUGCAGCAACUGACGCCGCUGCAGCUGGUGGUGCUGCAGGCUGCUGCAGGGCAGCUGCGCUCUGUGAUCAUUGCUGAUGAGUUGCUGUUUGGCUCCGCGCUGCAGCAGCAGCCAGCUGCUGCUGCUGCUGCUGCUGCUGUGCCUGCUGCGGGAGGGAGCGCGGGUCAGAGUGCUGCGAGUGCUGCGGCAGACGGCCCUCCUCAGGCAGCAGCAGCAGCAGCUGGAGAAGGUGCUGCUGACGCCGCCACUGCAGCAGCAGCAGCAGCAGCAGCAGCGUCAGCAGCAGCAGUAAGGAGGGCCUGGGAAGCUAGCAGCAUUGAGACGCAGCAGCAGCAGCAGCACUGCGGCACU